This is a messenger RNA of Chlorocebus sabaeus (green monkey), 3341 nucleotides long. The record is from RefSeq and is a predicted model, not a curated record. Lineage: Eukaryota; Metazoa; Chordata; Mammalia; Primates; Cercopithecidae.
AUGGGUCCACGCAGCGAGAUCCCACGCAGGGUGGGCGUAUACGAGUGUCCACGUCCGAAGGGCCCGUUCAAGGGCAGAUCCCUGAAGUUGCCAAAACCAAGGCAGAGGAGUGCACCGCCGCUAGGAUCCGGGCGGAGGAGCCCACCGCGGCCCGGACUUAUUACGGAUGCAGUACACUGCUGCCAGGAUCUUGUCUGUGGAGGGCAGCGGGGCCGAGACCUCAGUUUGCAGCACACCGCUGCCAGGAUCUCGUCGGCUGAGCGUUCCGCGGUCCGAUCCCCGCCCCGCGCGCGUCGCCGGCGUUGGCGUCAUCUUCCUGGUGCUGGUCUCCGUCCGGUCGCCGGUCGCCUUGGUCUCCGGCCCUCCCCAGACGCUCUCGCACCCUUGCCGACCCCGCCGUCCGCAGCCCUGGCGCUCCCUGCGGGCCCCGCCGAGGCCGCCUGCGCCCUGUGCCAGCGCGCGCCCCGGGAGCCAGUGCGCGCCGACUGCGGCCACCGCUUCUGUCGGGCGUGCGUGGUGCGCUUCUGGGCCGAGGAGGACGGGCCCUUCCCGUGCCCCGAGUGCGCCGACGACUGCUGGCAGCGCGCAGUGGAGCCUGGCCGGCCCCCGCUCAGCCGCCGCCUUCUGGCGCUCGAGGAGGCGGCCGCGGCGCCCGCGCGCGACGGCCCGGCCAGCGAGGCCGCGCUGCAGCUGCUGUGCCGCGCUGACGCCGGCCCGCUCUGCGCCGCCUGCCGCAUGGCUGCAGGCCCCGAGCCACCCGAGUGGGAGCCGCGCUGGAGGAAGGCGCUGCGCGGCAAGGAGAACAAGGGGUCUGUGGAAAUCAUGAGAAAGGACUUGAAUGACGCCCGGGACCUGCAUGGCCAGGCGGAGUCAGCAGCCGCAGUGUGGAAGGGACACGUGAUGGACCGUAGGAAGAAGGCACUGACCGACUACAAGAAGCUGCGGGCCUUUUUUGUGGAGGAGGAGGAGCACUUCCUGCAGGAGGCUGAGAAGGAGGAGGGGCUACCUGAGGACGAGCUGGCUGACCCCACUGAGCGGUUCAGGUCACUGCUGCAGGCGGUGUCGGAGCUGGAGAAGAAGCACCGGAACCUGGGCCUCAGCAUGCUGCUGCAGUGAUGGCACCAACCGGCGGCAGUCCCAGAGUUGGAGGCAGGAGGGGAUGGAUCCUUAUCUCCUUGGGAAGUGUCAGCGUGUGGCUGUCAGGGAAGCGUGGAAGGCGCCCGGCCUUGGGUCCGUCUAUAUAGUUGUGUGUUUCAAGAAUGUCCCUUUAUCCUUCACCCUGAGGCGUGAGUGUUUUGGGGGCUACAAACACCUCCCGGUAGAGGCUGGACCUGAGGACCCUUCCGACCUGUGCCCUACCCUUCCUGAAGUCCUGGCCACAGCCCAUCUUCCAUGAGUCCCGGCAGCUCUGGGCCAUGCCCUUCCUCUGUCACCUAUCUGCCCCUCACCUUGUCAUCCACGGACCCAGACCCUGCAUCUUCCAUGCGGGCCCACAGAUCCUUGGCAGGUACCUGAGGUGCACCAUUGAGUGUCGAAUUUGGGGUUAACAUCUAGAAAGAAGAACGCACAUGAGGCUCUGUGAAGGCUGGAACUCAGGUCUUCAGGGAAGAGAAAGGAAGACUGGAUUGCACCUCGAUGCCUCCUGAGGAGGCAGCCCUCCUCUUGAGGUGGGCUUGGGCCCCGCCCAGCCUUAUCCGCGUCGCUCUGUCCACCUCCCCCUUCCUGGCCCCCACCCUGCCUCUGUGUCUCCUAGAAGCCCUCCCUGUGCUCCACCUGCCUCCGUAGAAGGAACUCUCUUUCUCCUUUUUCCUGGGCAAGGGGGCUGGCAGGUGGCUAACCCCAUUUAGCAUCUCCAGGCCCUGCCAUGGUGUCUCAUCUUGCUGUUCUCUCUGGCUCUUUCUCUCUUCCCAUUUCCUUUAGUAGUUGAAUUUUGCAAAGCUCGUAGCAGUAGCUCAGUUGCUUGCAGCAUCCUUGUGUGUAGAUAAAUUCGUCUAGUCGACAGAAACUCAGCACUGGGGACAGGAUUGCAAAGUCUGGGACAUAGAUGCAGGCAGAUGUUGAGAUUUGGGUAUAGCUGGGCUUGUGAGCAGUGCCUGUUUCCAGAUGAAGCCUUUCAGCCUUUCCGAGUCCCUGGCCUUUGGUGUGAUGUCUGUGAGUUUGACCUACCCAGCGUGUGGGCUGGUUCAAUGUUGAAUAAAGUGAGUUUGUGUCAGCUCGUUUGCUUCGUCUCCGUGUGUCCACUUGGCCUCUUCCCCCUGCUCUGGCCACCCUCCAGUGUCAAAGGAAAAUUCCUCUUGACACUUGCUAAAGCAUGGUGAGGAGAACUUUCAUUGGGACCAUGGAGAUGGUGUGGAGCCCUUUCCUUGGGGCCUCAGGGGAGAUGGGGCUCCACCCUGACACAGUAGGGCAGGGGUUGGAGAAGCCGAGGAGCAGUGUGGGGUCCAUGGGUGGGAAUGACUGUGAGGAGACAUCAGGGCUGAGGGGGGUCUGGCUAAACCCACCUCACAGAGUCCUUGCUGUAGGCAGGCAGGUUGAUCAGACAUUGGUUGCAAACGGUCUGAUAGGAACCCAGUUAGGUACCACUGAGGGUGGUCAGAUAUGGUUAAACCAAAUUAGGGUUCUUGCUAAAACUGGAUUUCAUAAGAAAGGGCACAGAGGACCCUAGGAGAAGAUUCCAGAGCCUGGCCAAGUAGAUAAUUGUCAGCACAGCAACAACAUCCUGAUCCUGAGACCUCCAGUUUGUCUUUCUCACUGUCUCUACCUGCUGCAGUCUGCUGUCGUCCCCAAGCGUCCCUGCCCCUGUGCUGCACACCUGUGAUGCAUGCCUGGCCAGGUCCUGAUGGGACAGAGUCUCCCGCAACAUCAAAGUGUGUCCACAUCACCAGGUCCAACAGUGGCUUCACCAUCCUCACCUAAUCUAGCUAACCAGCAACAUCCCACCCUGUCAAUCACAACCUGUUUCUAUUUGAAAAAAUUAUAUUCUUAUGGGGCACAGUGUGAUGUUUUGAAACCUCAUCUCCUCCCCCUGCUCCAACAGUGCAUUCUCAACCCUGCAGGUAGAUGGGUUUCUACCUUAAAAUAUGUAGGAUGAACCAGUCUGGUGAUCUGAUGUACAACAGGAGGACUGUAGGUAAUAAAAUUGCACUGUUUUGGGAGUUCCUGCUAAAUGGCUGUACUUCAGCUACUCUUGCCACAAAAUUCUAAAAAUGGUUGACUCUGGGAGGUGAUGGGAAAGUUAAUUGCUCCCCUGUAGUAGUAACCAUUUUGCUAUCUGUUUGUACUUUGUAACAUCACGUUGCAUACCUUAAAUAUACACAAUAAAAUUUAUUAAAACAAUAAAA